Messenger RNA from Colletotrichum chrysophilum, 729 nucleotides. RefSeq lists its product as uncharacterized. The coding region runs from base 1 to 729 and encodes 242 amino acids. NCBI's taxonomy places the organism in Eukaryota, Fungi, Ascomycota, Sordariomycetes, Glomerellales, Glomerellaceae. The record is from RefSeq and is a predicted model, not a curated record. The transcript is spliced from 2 exons.
AUGACUGGAGGACAAGCACCCCCCAAGGACGGCGACGCCUCUCUGGCCCAGCCCAGGGACGCCGUUCCCAUGACGAACCUGUCAACAGACGAUGCCGCCGCAAACACAUCCAAGGCCGCGGCCACCUCAUCACACCCAGAACCCAACACCGCGACGGGGGCCGAUGAUUCUAUCGAACCCUCGGCCAAGGGGAAGGAGAAGGAGUCCGGCAACACAGCGCAGCCUGCGGCCCAGAGCCAAGACGACUCCUUGGCAAUUGGUCCCUCGGUCGAUGACGUCCAGCCCAUCACCGUCUCACCAACCGACGGCCCCGUCUGCAACAUCACGCUCCUGUUAACAACCGGCGCGAGACACCCCUACAAGUUGGACGAGAAGUACCUGACAAAGAGGAACGUCAAUGUUCCCGGAUUGACGGAGGCCGGGAAGAAAGAUCCUUUCAGCAUCAGUGUGUACACCCUUAAGGAGCUGAUACUGCGGGAGUGGCGUGACGAGUGGGAUCCAAAACCGGCCAGCCCGAGCAGCAUACGGUUGAUCCAUUUCGGAAAGCUGCUGGAUGAUAAAGACCAGCUUAAGCAGUACCACUUCAGCGCUGAGGCGGCAAACGUCGUCCAUAUGACAGUUCGGCCUGCCGACAUCGUCGAAGAGGAGGAGCCCAAGGGAGGUAGCAAGUCGGCCUCGGGCGGCAGCCGCAACCGCGAAGGAGGCAGCGGGUGCUGUGUAAUCUUAUGA